AUGAGGGGAGAGAUGAAUAAGGUUACUGCAAAGAUAUGUCAAAGGAAGGAGCUACUUAAUCUGGCCAUAAGCAAAUUCAAUAAGAUUAGGAGAAAAAAGGAGAGGAGAAGUGAAGAUGAUGGAGAAAAAUUAGAGAUUUCGGUGCUGGGUGUUUUGUCUAGUGUGAAGAAGCAACUUGAUGAUGAACGACCUACAAUUGUCAAUCAAGUAAAUUCUUUGGAUAGCCGUUUCGAAGAAUUGGAUAAAAAUUUUGUUGGUGCGAUUAAUGUUGUGGAUAGCUUAGUUCGUGUACAUGAUGAAACAAAGUCAUGUGUAGCAGCUUCUGAAAGUGCUAAAAGAACUUGUUUAGAAAGUAGACUUGACAGUUUGGAAAGUAAAUUUGAUUAUGUGAUGCAUUGUGUUGAAAGUUUAGUUCGACUGCAUAGCGAAAACAAAUCUUGUAAAGCUUGUGCAUCUGGUAAAAGACAACCUGAUUUGGGUUAUUCAGUGAAUGAUGAGGUGAAGUUAGAUGCACAUCUUGGAAAAGAUUUGCAGGAAUGUAUGGAGAAUAUGCUUUGUAAAGUAAGGUCUACAAAAAUGAGACCUCUCCCAUGCUCGAUAUGCUCGUGA
Lycium ferocissimum is the source of this 609-nucleotide messenger RNA. RefSeq lists its product as uncharacterized. Bases 1 to 609 code for a protein of 202 amino acids. The transcript has 5 exons. NCBI's taxonomy places the organism in Eukaryota, Viridiplantae, Streptophyta, Magnoliopsida, Solanales, Solanaceae. The record is from RefSeq and is a predicted model, not a curated record.